GCCCUCCCUCUCCUCCGCCCGCCCAUGUCUCCGGCGGCCUCCCCCCUCCCGGGCGUCAUGACCUGCAGCAGUCUGCGCACCGCCGGCUCGCACCCGACCGCCACCGCCACGUCCGCCGUGGCCGCCGCGUCCCCCGCCGUGCGCGCCGUCUUCUCGGGCGCCGUGGCGGGCGUCGUGGCCGACUCGGUCGUGCACCCGCUGGAGGUCAUCAACCUGCGCAUGAAGAUCCAGCAGCAGCCCAGCGCCAAGUACAGCGGCAUCCUGCGCUCCGUGCGCACGAUCCUCAAGGAGGAGGGCGUGCGCGGCUACUUCGGCGGGCUCAGCACCACGCUGCUGGCCUCGCCCGUGUGUGCCGCAAUGUACUUCGGCACGUACGAGACGAUCAAGGCCACGGCGGCCCCCAUGGUGCCCGAGGAGCAGCGCGGCGUCGUGUACUUCCUGGCAGGGGCGGCCAGCGAAGCCAUCAUCUCGGCCAUCAGCGUGCCGUCCGAGGUCAUCAAGUCGCGGCUGCAGCUGGGGCGCAACCCGCGCAACGCCAGUGGCGGAGUGGUCAAGUACACGCAGAACUACAGGGGCACAGCCCACGCGGCCAAGUCUAUCUUGAAGUCGGAGGGC
Molecule: messenger RNA, 615 nt
Organism: Phytophthora sojae
Lineage: Eukaryota; Oomycota; Peronosporomycetes; Peronosporales; Peronosporaceae
Exons: 1
Source: RefSeq, a predicted model, not a curated record